Messenger RNA from Oncorhynchus tshawytscha (Chinook salmon), 2365 nucleotides. Its product is annotated as polymeric immunoglobulin receptor-like. Gene Ontology annotation, cellular component: plasma membrane. The record is from RefSeq and is a predicted model, not a curated record. NCBI's taxonomy places the organism in Eukaryota, Metazoa, Chordata, Actinopteri, Salmoniformes, Salmonidae. Gene Ontology annotation, molecular function: transmembrane signaling receptor activity. The transcript has 10 exons. Bases 816 to 1997 code for a protein of 393 amino acids.
ACAGCUCUUUGAGAUAUCAGCUGAUGUACGAAGGGCUAUAUAAAUAAAUUUGAUUUGAUGGAUUAUAUAUAAAAGAUUCUAUUAAAAAUACAAUUAAAAUAGAUCCUUAUUAAUUGAUCGUUUUCUGUAUGCACUUGUUAUGUGCACAGUUGUGAUAAAAGGAACAAUUGUUUAUCUGACCAUGAAAAUUAGGAGAUUGUAUGAUUAUCAUUGAGAUUAUUACUGUACAAAUAACAUUUUUUUAAUGUGUGCAACUUGUUCUUGCAAAUGACUGAGUAUAAAACAAUAAUGCUGCUACUUCUCACAAGGCAACCACAGAGAUGUUCUACCCAGGAGGAAGUGAUAACAGUCUCUACAUGCAUUUAGGGAGGGUGUUUGGUUAGCAUUAACUGUUGUAGUGUAUGAUGGAAUUGUAAUGUUCCUCUGAGUUCAUAUUAUCUAACAACAUGUGGGAUAAAACAUCUGAAGGAGUGAUAAUAACCUCUGGUGGACUUCCUCCAUGUUCCCCUCAGCUCCUUGACUUGUGUUGUCAGUCUGAACAGGCUCAGCAGUUGGAGAGGCAGAGGGUUGUUGAGGGGUUGGAUCUUGGGUUGCUGUGAGGUAAAACAACAAUAUCAUCAAUGAAGUUAAUACUGCAGUGGUUCCUAUCUGCCACUGAGGGGGGAAUGUACACACAAACAGAAGCAGGAAGAGAGUUACAUACAGUGAAGUCUAUUAACAUUAGGAAGUAGAGUCAUUCUGGCUGGUGCCUUGGUCCUUGACACACAUUUGUGCUCAGGUACCAUUUAACAUAAGAGGCAGAUUCUAACUCUCACAUGGCUCUUCAUCUCUCCCUCCUCCUCCUACUCCUCAUCUUCGACAGACUCUCAGCAGUGAGGCAUGUGUCUGUGCAGACUGGAGGCUCCAUCACCUUCCCAUGUCACUAUGAUCUGAAUCACAUCAACCAUGUGAAAUACUGGUGUAAAGGAUUAGGUUGGGAUGUAUGUUUGUAUGUAGUACGUACUGACCAUCCUAAGAGCAGUGGUAAGACCUCAAUAUCUGAUGACAUCAACAAGAGAAUCUUCACUGUGACCAUGACUGACCUGACGUCAUGGGACUCUAAUACUUACAGAUGUGUUGUGGAGAUCAAUAGAGGACCAGAUAUCAUGAUACAAUGGUUCUACCUAUCUGUCACUCCAGGUACUCCAGAACUCUAUGUGGAACAACAGGAAGUGACUGGAGUAGAAGGAAGGAGUAUCACUGUCUGUUGUUACUAUAGUAAUUCUGGAGACAUGAAGUGGUGCAGGAUGGGUGGUAAUUGUGUGAGUGGGUUUUCUGGGACUUUAAAUGGAACAUCAGUGACAUUAACGCGGACUAGUGAUGCCAACAACAGAAAAGUCUUAACAGUGACUAUGAGUGGACUGAAGAUGGAGAACACUGACUGGUAUUGGUGUAGAGUUGGAGAACUAGAAAUGCCUGUUCACAUCACUGUCAGUCAACAAACUGCAACACAGAGAACCUCUAAGAUGACCUCAACAACCCAAGAUCCAACCCCUCAACAACCCUCUGCCUCUCCAACUGCUGAGCCUGUUCAGACUGACAACACAAGUCAAGGAGCUGAGGGGAACAUGGAGGAAGUCCACCAGAGGUCCGUGAAAGUCCUACUCAUCUCUCUGGGCAUGUUGGUGGUGGUGACAGCUGGUAUCCUAGUAACAUGGAAGAUGUGGAGAAGGCAUAAGGACAAUAAGGCCAAGGACCAGAUUACUAACAACUCAGUGUCUGCUGACCCUGAGCAGGACAUUACAUACAGCACAGUGACCCACACCAGAGAAACAGCACCGCAGCAACAGGAUCCAUUUCCUGAAGCUGAUGAUGAUGUCACAUACAGCACUGUCAGCCUCCAGCACAAGACCCAACUAAAAGGACAGACCAAGUCAGCAGAACCAGAUGAUAAUGUGGUCUACAGCUCACUAGCUCUACAGGUGACCACACAGCAGAGGGCAGCAGCAGCACAGUAGUGACUGACAGAGAAGACCUUCCUUUUACUGGAAGGACAGAACACUCCCCUCUCCUGUGUCACAACAUCUAUCUGCCUCCAAUAUGAUUCUGUCAUACCUCUUAACCCACCCCAGAAAGACACCUCUAUUCUUUAGUGUAAUAAACUACUGAAGGCAGUCUGCUGUGUUUGUUCUGAUUAUCAUCACAUUUCUGUUAUUAGUUAUGUUCCACCACCUUCCCCUUGUCUCUUAUUUCUUACAUCAUGAUCUUAUUGAUCUAGUUUAAUGUCCUAUGCCUGUAACUAAUCAUGAUCAAACGUGUAUUAAGAUCUUAGUAUAGACAGCUACUAUGUAUAAUAACUACUGUACUGCAAUAAUAAAAUGUACUA